Molecule: messenger RNA, 1571 nt
Organism: Liolophura sinensis
Lineage: Eukaryota; Metazoa; Mollusca; Polyplacophora; Chitonida; Chitonidae
Exons: 4
Coding region: 93-836 (247 amino acids)
Molecular function (GO): serine-type endopeptidase inhibitor activity
Source: RefSeq, a predicted model, not a curated record
AGGCCCUAUAAAAGCCAAAUGAUUUCCGCGCCAGUAGAAACAAAAGUUAACUGGCUAGUUAAUUAUCUAGGGUGCUCUGUAAGACCGGAAGGAUGGCAGCAGGAUUAAGUUUGCUCAGGAUAAUUCCCAUGGCUUGGAUAAUCUUUCAGGCUACCGCUGUGCCAAAAAACAUCUUCCGGGAUAAAAUCGGGCUCUGUAAGAGAUACGGCAUGGCUUGUCCUAUGGACAAAACCUGUAUGAUCCAACAGAUAGAGUGGCCGAGAACGAUGAGACUUCCGGUUUGCGUGGCGGAGAAAUUUGUCCCAGCCCACAUGAAGGCAUGUUACCAGCCUCCUGACGCUGGGCCAUGUGGUGCGGAGUUCAUUCGAUGGCAUUUCAAUGUCCAGGCCAACCAAUGCAGUUGGUUUUAUUACAGUGGGUGUUUGGGCAACCGUAACAAUUUCUUCUCCAAGGACGCUUGUGAGAAAGCGUGUUUAGGAGACAUAAUCUCCAAGAGGGAGGACAGUUUUAGCGGUGACGUCAAAAACCUUCCAGAAUCGGCUGAAGUGAUCCGUGCCAGAGAAUUUCUCUCUAGGCCACCACCAAAGUUUCAGGAGCUCCGAAGUCCGGAGAUCGAAACGGUUAUCAAAAGGAGGAACAAAUCGUAUAAUAAGAGUCACAAAAAGCGGACCAGUCGUCGGAGGAAUCGGAACAGAACACACCGUGUGGUGAACUCCGCUGAUGUAGACCGGUGGCCAAACGCUUACCGUAAAACAAUGAGACGAGGAGAACUUUUCAAACUGUUCUCCACGCUGAACUACAGGCGCAGGGAUAUAAACAAUGAGAGAGCACCGUGACAACCAGCAGGACACGAUCCAAUUCCAUAUGCUGUAUCACCAACGUUCUGACAAAACUGUUUCUUGAGGUCCACGUGUAAAAUCGGCAAAACUCGUAUCACCUAUGACAGUGGAGUGUCUUCGUAUUAUGAUUGUGUCAUUAUACUGUCUACCUUAACAGCACCAACAUUACAGAACGCCAUAUUGGAAUUCUCUCAAACAAUGAUGCAUAAGUUGGGCAGUAUUCGUGUUGAAAGGCUUUUUAUGAAUCUUUUCUGGGCUUUUUUUAACUGGACGUGGAAACUUUGUGAAGAUAUUCACGAAAACUACAUUCGGAACCGACAUGAGCUGGUUAUUAUCCUUAUUUUUUCAGUCUGCAGGAACAUCCCUUCACAAACCUGACUGUAUAUGCUGUGUAUAUUCAGAAGUAUUACAUUAACUGGUUAAAUGGCAUCAUUCCUACAGUUUUAGUGGGCAAAGUGGUGACAAAGACGUGUACUAGCCAAACAACGCUUUGGAGGUUUCUGGACACUUUUGUCAAGUCGACCAAGAAGCGGAUCAUAAACAAUUCCGGAAAAAAAACACAGGAGCAGCCCAUACCUGAAUAACAAUUUGAUGGGGUCUUUUGACACUAGUAUUAUUUCGUGCGAUAUUCUGCAUGCAGAUUACUUUGAGAGAUGGAACAUUAUCAUGAAAGAUAAGCAGUACCAAUUUUUAUAGCAAGAAAUGGGAGUAAAAUAAAAACUAUUAAAACUA